Lepisosteus oculatus (spotted gar) is the source of this 1254-nucleotide messenger RNA. RefSeq names its product prodynorphin (gene pdyn). Gene Ontology annotation, molecular function: opioid receptor binding. The record is from RefSeq and is a predicted model, not a curated record. Gene Ontology annotation, cellular component: plasma membrane; axon terminus; neuronal cell body. Lineage: Eukaryota; Metazoa; Chordata; Actinopteri; Semionotiformes; Lepisosteidae. Gene Ontology annotation, biological process: chemical synaptic transmission; sensory perception; neuropeptide signaling pathway.
UGGGAUUUUAAAGAACCAAAGAACUGGGACUCAUCAUAACUUGACUCCUUAAGAUGCACUAGGAGAUUAAAUUAAAGCAAGAAAAGAAGGAAACUCAGAAGCUGCAGAUCAAGUGGCAGAGGUGAACCCGUUGGCAGGUGGAAAAGCACUAAUUCGUUCACUAUUGCUAAGCCAUCGGGAGAGAUAACGUUAAGAGAAUGGAGUGGUCAGUGUUGGCUUUGGUUCUCUGUCUGAGUUUGCCAUCCUCAGUCCAAGCAGACUGCUCUUCCCAGUGCUUAACCUGUGCUCAGCAGAUCCCCAAUGUCAACAUCAACAUCAACAGUCUGGCUUGCACGUUAGAGUGCGAAGGGGCCCUGGCGUCCACCACAGAAUUAGAAAAAUGCGAGAAAGCCCUUCAGAUGUACUCCGCCGGUUUGACGGAGAACGAGCCGAGCAGAGCGGACAAAGAAGAGAAGGACUACCCCGCCGGCAACUUAGUCAAGCGGUACGGCGGAUUCAUCAAGAAAGUCGACAAAAACAAAAUAUUCAGUAGCUCCCCGGCGCGAGAAAACGCACACCUCAAGGGCCUGCUGGCCAAGAAGUACGGGAAUUUGCUCCGGAAGUUUGGAGAACGCGACGCGCCCGAGUUGCUGCAGGACAGCCAGGUCGGCGACGGGACGUCGGAGGACGAGGAGGUGGUCUACAAUGACGGCGCUGCCGCCCUGAACGAGGUCAAGCGCUACGGGGGCUUUCUGAGGAAAUUCGGUCCCAAGAGAAGCCACGACUCCGCCGAAGAAAGCAGCCAAGAAGAACUGCAAAAGAGAUAUGGAGGGUUCAUGCGGCGAAUUCGACCUAAGUUGAAGUGGGAUAACCAGAAGAGAUACGGUGGUUUUCUAAGGCGUCAUUUCAAAAUCUCUGUUCGGUCAGACGAAGAGCCUAGCUCAUAUUCCUACGACGGUUUCGACCUAUAGAUCGUGGGAGCCGUCACUGAAAAUGACUUAAUGAACUUCUAAUGCAGAUGCACUGGAAUUUUCACUUUCACCCGUAGCUCGUUUUUCAUUUUCUUCGCUUGUAAGACCCGACGCCAGGCGGUUGCACUGGGGUGUGCGCAGGGAGCUCUCCUUAGCUUGUCUAUCACUUCUGAAGACCGACAAAACAGUGACACUUUCAUUGUAUCUGUGAAACGAGAAGCGUAGGCCUAAUCUGUAUGUUGCCAAACAUUAUUCUAUUCUUUGAUGCUUGUUUAAUAAAAAAUAAUAAAAAAAAUAAAUGCAA